UAGGGUGAUGAGCAGCUUGCCCCGCCCCCCAAUCGCCCCUACGCCGCUGCUGGUCGCCGCCGGGGUCAUUGCUGCCCCCUGAUCGCCAUCCUUUCCCUCUGGCACCCAUCUUGGCUGGGCUGGCACUGCCUGCUCGCCAGCCCUGCCCCCCACCAAUCAGUCCUUCCACCAUUCGGUCGAUUUGCAUAUUAGGCUUUUAUUGUAUAGGAUGUGUUGUUUCACAUUUGUUGAGAAGGCUUCACUUUUGAAGAAUGUGCUCAGAGGGAGCCACCCACCCCUCCCCUGUGACCUCACUGCCGCCUUCCUCCCCUCAUGGGCCUGCAGGCUUUUCCCGGCCAACACACAUGCAGUUCCUUCAGCCCAAAGGCCUGCCUGGCCCCGUCCUCCCCUCCGCAUCUCAUCCUCUCCAUAGCAGUGGGCUUCUUUCCCCGCCUGCCCUGACCGCUGCGGCCGCUGCCUUCCCAACCUGUGCCUCCGAAGUAGAAUGUUCUCUUUCCCACCCACCUCCCAGACCUGGGGCCCCUACUCAUGCCCCAGGACGGACCCCUAACAUCACCUCAGGUGGGACGCCUGCCCUGCCCGCAGGCCCACAGAGCUCCUGCCCCCACUGGCUUUCUUGUGUGAAUGGUAUUUGCUUCCUCAUGUGCCUCCCCCACUAGAGAGGGGCAGGGACAGCCAUCUGGCUCCUCGCUCUGCAGGGGCUGAAAGGCUGGGCCUGGCCCUGGCUCCCCUUCCAGUCCUCACGCUGGCCUCUCCCCUCCCCAGGCUGAACUGAUGAGCAGCCUCAUCGAGUACUGCAUCGAGCUGAGCCAGGCCUCAGAGCCCGCUGCCCCCCAGGAGGGCGCCUCCGGCCCCUCCUCCGCCCCCGGCUCCUUGCCACCUCCCACUCAGCGCCCCCAGCUACGCAGACAGGGCAGCGUGGUGUGCAGCCGGAUCCAGCACCUCUCCACCAUCGACUAUGUGGAGGAGGAGGCCUCUGGGGUCCUGGCGGUCAGAGCCCUGCUCUGCCCCUUCUCAGUGCUGCGUCCACAGACGUGUUCACACAGGACUGUCCAGGCGUGAAGACUAGAAACUCCCAGUGUCUGCAGCGGACAGGACCCUGGAAGGGCUGGUGAAGUCCGCAUUGCCUCUCACAAUGAGGUCGUCGUCUCUGCACCCACACUGGCGCGCGGGCACCGGGAGUUUCUAGUCUUUCACGUCUGGGAGGUGGUGAGUGUUACUGUCCAGGGAGAGAUGCGUGUGGGUUGCUGUUUGAAUUCUAGUGAAGUUCGACCAUUUUUAUGUGCUGGAUCAUUUCUGUUUUCUUUAUGAAUUACUGUUCACUUAUGUUGCCUGUUUUCCUUUUUUUGCUUAAUUUUUAAAAAUUAACAUCUUCCAUUAACAUGGCAUAUAUAUUGUAAUUAAUGAACCAAUAUUGAUAUUGUAGUUUGUUUGUUUUUAUUGAUUUCAGAGAGACAGGGAGAGGGGGAGAGAGAUAGAAACAUCAAUGAUGAAAGAGAAUCAUUGAUUGGCUGCCUCCUGCACACCCCACACUGGGGAUCAAGCCUGCGACCCAGGCAUGUGCCCUUGACUGGAAUCGAACCCGGACCUUUCAGUCCAGUCCGCAGGCCGAUGCUCUAUCCACUGAGCCAAACAAGCUAGGGCUGAUUGUAUUAUUAACUGAAGUCCUUAGUGUAGCCUCGUGUCUUUUUUAGUUCAUGAACCAUCUGGACCCCACACUGCGUUCAGUUGUCACGUGUAUUAGGCUGCUCUUGGCUGUGACCGUUUCUGACUCCUUUUGAUGACCUUGGCAGCUGUGGGGGGCUGGUCAGGGACAUUGUAGGAUCCCCUUCACUGGAGUUUGAUGUUUUUCUCAGGAUUAGGCUGGGCUUACAGCUUAGGGUGAGGAAGAUCACAGAGGUGGAAUGCCAUUUCUACCGCAUCCUAUCACAGGUUCCGUAGCAACAUGACUUGUGGCUGUUGGUGUUGACCUUGGCCACCUGCUUGAAAUUGUGAACUUGUAAGAGUUCUUUUGCCUCGUGGAGGCUCACCUUCAGCCGUCCUGCAGGUUGCAGGUGCUUGGUUUCUUCGGUCUGUUCUUGAAUAGGUUUUAGCAAAAGCUCCUCAGAUACCACGGCUGGCCCCGCAUCCAACUCAAACACUGAUUUGCCUCUGAUUGGGGGCUGGUGACACGUCCACACACCCAUCCCGUCAGGUGGAAGAGUGGGGGUGGGGGAGUGAGGCCAGAAAGUUGGCAGAUGUGAAGAGGGGAGCUCAGCCCAAACCAGGCUUCCUGGGGGCUGCGCCCUCCCGGGAAGCCCUCUCCUCAGUGCGGUCCUCACUCCCCGACAGGCGAGCAGAUCAAGCCGGUGAAACCGAAGCGCACCACGUCCUUCUUCAGCCGGCAGCUCUCCCUGGGCCAGGGGAGCUACACCGUGGUGCAGCCCAGCGAGCGCCCGGAGCAGAGCUGAGGCCGCAGUGCCAGUGCCGGCAGGAGGCGGGCGCAGGAGGGCAGGGCCAGGGGUGGCCCUCGAGUUGGGAAGAAGGCUACCUCGACGCGUGGAGCAGGGACUUCUGUGCUUGGGGUGGUGCCUGGGCUGUGCCCAGCUGGCUCAGGGAUCCCACACGGUCCCUCUCCAGCCUGCCCUUCUGCACUGUGGGCCCCGCUGCCAUCUCAGGACCAUCUGAUCAGCCAGUCUCCCCCUUUCACCCAGGGACUCGCCUGUGUGCCCCUCUCAAGAUGGACAGCGUCCCCUGCUCUGAAGCCCCCACUGGCGGCUCCCAUGACAGAAGGUCAAGGAAUAGGGCUUGGGACCUGCAGGUCCAGAGUGUGUCUUUGGUCUAUUCCCUGGACUUUGGUGACCACAUCCCCGCAUUUCGUUGGCCGGCAUUCCACGCCUGCUGCCAGGCGGCCGUCCCUGUCGGGGUGGCUGGGGCCUCCAGAGCUGAACCAUGGCAGGUGGCAGGAACGGAAGGAGAGGCCCGCACUCAUCCCUCCCUGGCUGGAUGGAACGAGGGAGCCGGGCAGGGCCCCGCUCAGCAGGGGCACCCUGUGCCCUUCACUCAGGCCUCUCUCGUGGGCAGGAGACACUGACCAGCAGGAAAGUGCCUCUUUGCUAGCUCUGGUGAUGUCACUGCUGCAGGGGCUGUCCGGGACCAGCAGGCCCACAGACCCCCACCCCCACCCCCACUCGGAGAAGCUCCCAAUUCCCCGGGGCUUCAGGUUUGUUUUGGUUUUUACUCGUCUGCUUUGGUUCCUUGAAGCCUGUAAACUCUGGGGCAACUCAAGAGAACCCCACACCCUCAGGGCCCGGCCCCCCCUCAGAGGUGACCAUCGGGCCUGGCCCUGGGGGCCGGCCAUGCGGGAAGUUCCACCCCAGCAGCCGGUCGCUUUCUUGGGAACAAAUGGCCAAGGUGAAUGUGGCGCUGGGCAUGGCCAGCCCAGGAGCUCCUCCCCGGCCCUGGGCUCCUCUGCGGGGGGCCUGGCUCAGCUUCCUGGGACUUUGCGCAGGGAAGAGGCACCGGCUCAGCCAGCACAGGGCUCGCGUUGUCUCCCCUUCCUGGCGGGAUGUGGGCGAGGAAAUGCCAACCGCCUGUCUCCAGAUGCCAGAGCCACCUCCUCCCUUGAUGACGUUCGACACUCCAGGUGUGUGAGGUGGGCUUGCCUCGGGCAGCAGGGACUUCCUUAUUUGUCAUAAUGAAUAGGUGCCCCAGCCUGGAGUCACUCACCUCCCCGGCUGCCCGCCGUCUGGCUCCCAGCCCUCUGGUCCUCUAGUCCCACACACUGUUCUGAUGCCAAGUGAAUUCUUAUCUGAUGGGCCCAGGGGGCAUGUGGGUGUGACGGGUGUGUGUGUACACAAAUUACUUGUUUUUAUUCCUGUCUUUCUCCUGUUUUCUAAGCAUCCAUUGUGUCUUAACCUUUUCUGCCUGUCCUUUGGACAAAGCCUUUUACUAAAUGUCCUUUGAAUAUUCUGAUUGUUUUGUACCAUGUGACUUAUUAAUAAUAAAAUCUGUUUCCAGCAGCUUUGGUGUUUA
This is a messenger RNA of Myotis lucifugus (little brown bat), 4014 nucleotides long. RefSeq names its product FERM domain-containing protein 8. The transcript is spliced from 2 exons. Bases 2763 to 3677 code for a protein of 304 amino acids. The record is from RefSeq and is a predicted model, not a curated record. NCBI's taxonomy places the organism in Eukaryota, Metazoa, Chordata, Mammalia, Chiroptera, Vespertilionidae. Gene Ontology annotation, biological process: negative regulation of canonical Wnt signaling pathway. Gene Ontology annotation, cellular component: plasma membrane.